Ostreococcus lucimarinus CCE9901 is the source of this 828-nucleotide messenger RNA. It is a transcript of the gene Pap2, whose product is annotated as Phosphatidic acid Phosphatase-related protein. NCBI's taxonomy places the organism in Eukaryota, Viridiplantae, Chlorophyta, Mamiellophyceae, Mamiellales, Bathycoccaceae. The transcript has a single exon. The record is from RefSeq and is a predicted model, not a curated record. The coding region runs from base 1 to 828 and encodes 275 amino acids.
AUGAGCUCGAGUAUGGUUGUGCCUUCAAGGGGAUUGCGGGCGUCGUCAUUUCGUAUCCAGAGUGAUAGGAGUACAAUCAAACAUGGCGCUGCGUUUAUCACGAGACGCUCAACUAAUACUCUCGCGCCAUCUCUCACUUUCCUAUAUACGAAUGCUGGUUCGCCAGUACGGGGGAGUGUGUGUUCAACAACAUCAGAAACAAUGCAAUCAACAACACCAGAAACGAUCGAAGAAUUGCAAUUAUGUCAGGAGGAACUGUACUGCGUUCCUCAAGGGUCCAGUCGAAUCAUAUUUUCCGCUCAAGAUCCUUUUUCAGAUAGAGUUGCUACUCGCGCCAAUGCUCUUUCAGCCGUACCAGUUGGUGUGUCAUUUUCUACUGCCUUCAGUGACCUAACUGGUAACCAUGCGUUUAUGUGCGCAUUUUUAAGCUGGCUUGUCGCUCAAGUCGCGAAGAUAUUUACUGCAUACUAUCGUGAGGGUCGUUGGGAUUACAGAGUAAUGUUUGACAGUGGUGGCAUGCCCAGUUCUCACACAGCUCUUGUCGUCGGUUUAACGACCUCUAUCGCGCAUCUGCAUGGCUUAGGGAGUGUGCAUUUCCCAAUGUCAUUAGCGUUCACGUUGAUUGUUAUGUACGACGCGGCUGGAGUGAGACGACACGCUGGGAAACAGGCUGAGGUACUGAACAAGAUUCUUGCUGACACUUUUCAUGGGUCGCCACUGAGCAAUACCAAGCUCAAAGAAGUUUUGGGGCAUAGUCCGUUGCAGGUAGUGUGUGGAGCUAUCCUCGGUGUGCUCGUAGCGUCAUUCUACAUGCUGAAGUUCAGCUAA